AUGAGUUACAUGGAAGAAUGGCAAAAGCAACAAAAGGCACUAAAGGAAGCUGACCGAGAACAGAAGAAAGGAGCCGCUACGAUUCUCAACAACUAUCGAAGCAAACAACAGGGCCUGUGGCAGAAGCGACAACGGGAACUAAAGGAAGCCGACCGCCUGAACCGAGAGAAAGCUCUGGCAUCCUUGAAGAAGUACAAGGGUGGUGAGCAUGACAUCAAAGAAUAUCAAAAAAUGGUUGCUCAGUAUCGAAAGCAACUAUUGGAAGACAGCAAAAGUCUUCAUGCAAAGCUUGCGGAAUUGGAACCUGACGUGCCAAGUGAGAUGACUGAAGAGUCAUGGCGAGAGCAUGUCGAACAGCACAUUGCUGAGUUUGAAAAGAUGAUUCAAGAUCAUGGCUUUGAAGAUUUUAAGGAACUUGAUCUGUCAUCACCAAGGCAUUCCAUAGGUGGUGGAAUCUUGGUGUCUCCUGACGCUCGGAGUAGUGAUUUUGGAAUUUCAGACUCGAAACCGUAUCAAGAAUUUAUUGACAAAGUGCAGCAAACCGAAAAGGGUUCCGGACAAAGGUCAAAUCCGUUAAUGGCAGAUAUGGAAUCUGGUGGGACUACUGCUCAAGAGACGAAGGAUGAAGACAAGGAGGAUGCAAACAAGUUGCCAGCCACACCAACGAGAAACGAAGUUAGCAGCGAAGCUAAACAAGGAUAUCAAACUCCUGAUACUACAGCUCGAGCGACGAAAGCAGUGCAAUCAGCAAACUCCUCCCAGCCUGAAGUCAAUCGUUCACCGCGCAGCGUCAGUCGAUUGAUUGAACUCGAUUUCUCAUUUGGAAUCAUCUACCCGAGCGUAUCACCGGCACCUACUAUUGACACUUGUUCUUCUGCAGCCGCCUCGAUCGUCCCAGUCAGUCUGGAAAAAACACUCCAACAAACGCUGCCAACCGCAAGUUGGGAUUCCACUCUGCAGCCAUCACUCAAGAGUGUGAAACUAGAUCCCCACUACGAUCAGCCUGGUUCGAUCCGUUAUAUUGUCAGAGGCAGCGUUCCGGUUCAAAUGGCGAUCAAUGACGUGACAUCUCCCAUGAGAAGGCAACUGCUAGAAGAAGAUGAUCUCUUGAUUGAGAACCAAGAACAACAACGGUGGAGACGAGUCAGGAACGGAAACUGCCCGGAUUGGGAAUCAAUUUUGAACCACAAAAUGGGUCGAAUUUGGUGA
This is a messenger RNA of Cylindrotheca closterium, 1209 nucleotides long. The record is from the annotation of a GenBank genome assembly. Lineage: Eukaryota; Bacillariophyta; Bacillariophyceae; Bacillariales; Bacillariaceae.